This is a messenger RNA of Asparagus officinalis (garden asparagus), 2881 nucleotides long. Its product is annotated as DEAD-box ATP-dependent RNA helicase 13. Lineage: Eukaryota; Viridiplantae; Streptophyta; Magnoliopsida; Asparagales; Asparagaceae. The transcript has 15 exons. The record is from RefSeq and is a predicted model, not a curated record. Gene Ontology annotation, molecular function: RNA helicase activity; nucleic acid binding; ATP binding. Bases 67 to 2496 code for a protein of 809 amino acids. Gene Ontology annotation, cellular component: nucleolus.
CGCUCCUACUGUAAAUACACAAAACCUUGCUGCAUCCACCAAAAACCCUAGUGAAGCUCGACACCAAUGGCCGAGUCCUCUUCAUCCAAGCAAAACCAAAGGAAGAAGGCAACGAAACCAAAGAAGACUCGCGAGCUAAGCGCACCCGACCCGGCCCGCCUCAGCUCUCUCUCAUGGAACGAGUCCUUCGCCGGCGACGACGAUGCCUUCGCUCUCCUCGCCGGCGGCGACGAAGGAGGGUUUCUGACGCUGGAAGAGAUCGACGAGGCGGAUUACGGGUUCAUAGGGGGAGUAUCGGGUCUGGAUCCGAAGGGGAGUGUGGAUUCGAAGAAGAGGAAGAAAGGGAGCGGAGAUUUGGAUGAUCCACGCGUUGAUCGGGCCGAGGAGGAUGAUGCUAAGAAGAAAAAGAAGAAGAAGAGUAGGAGGGAACGGAAGAAGAAUAAGGAGAAGAAGAAGAAUGGAGGGUCCACUGAAAUUGAUGAUGAAGAGCAAUGCCCAGCGCUAGUUCCCAUUUUGGCUGAUGAACCUGCAAGGAAUGACAUUGAGGAUGAUGCUGAGGAUGGAAUGCUUCUUAAUGAUGAUGACGUCUAUGCAUGGAAGGAAUUGAGGCUUCAUUCUCUUCUCAUUAAAUCAAUGCGCAGAUUGGGAUUUAGAGAACCCACACCCAUCCAGAAAGCUUGCAUUCCAGCUGCUGCCCAUCAAGGAAAGGAUGUUAUUGGUGCAGCAGAGACAGGUUCGGGAAAGACACUUGCAUUUGGGCUGCCAAUUUUGCAACGCCUUCUUGAUGAACGGGAAAAGGCUACUAGAUCACUCCAAAAUGGAGAGAAUUCAGCGGAAAUUUUCAAGGGAGGGCCUCUCAGGGCUUUAAUAAUCACCCCUACGAGGGAGCUUGCCUUGCAGGUCUGUGAUCAUCUAAAAGCGGCAUCCAGGAAUAUUGAUAUUCAAGUUGUUCCCAUAGUUGGUGGCAUGUCUUCAGAAAAGCAGGAAAGGCUUUUAAAAAGAAGGCCUGAAAUUAUUGUUGGAACUCCAGGAAGAUUAUGGGAUCUUAUAUCUGGAGGAAAUCAACAUCUUGUUGAGCUGCACUCUUUAUCUUUUUUCAUCCUGGAUGAGGCUGAUAGAAUGAUAGCAAAUGGUCAUUUUCGAGAAUUACAGUCUAUCAUUGACAUGCUUCCAAUGUCUGGUAAUUCUGCGGAACACUCCUCCCAGACCAAUCAUACUUGCACAACUGUUCCAAAUCUGCAGCGGAAGAAGAGGCAAACGUUUGUGUUCUCUGCCACACUAGCUUUAUCUGACAAUUUUCGUAAAAAACUUAAGAGGUCAUCAUCAGCUUCAAAACCGGCUAACACUGAAGGAAUAAGUUCUAUUGAAACACUUUCGGAGCGAGCAGGAAUAAGAUCUGAUGUUGCAAUUGUUGAUUUGACAAAUGCAACUAUUAUGGCUGAUAAGCUUGAAGAGUCAUUUAUUGAGUGCAGUGAGGAAGAUAAAGAAGCUUAUUUAUAUUACAUUUUAAGUGUUCAUGGCCAAGGGCGAACAAUUGUUUUUUGCACAUCAAUUGCAAUUUUGCGCCGGAUAUCGAACUUAUUGCUCACACUUGGUAUGAAAGCAUGGACUCUUCAUUCUCAAAGGCAACAAAAAGCCCGCUUAAAGGCAAUUGACAAUUUUCGUGCAAAUGAGAAUGGAGUACUGAUUGCUACUGAUGUUGCUGCAAGAGGCCUUGAUAUUCCUGGUGUCAGAACUGUUGUUCAUUAUCAACUGCCACACUCAGCAGACGUUUAUAUUCACAGAAGUGGUAGAACUGCACGUGCUUCUGCUGAUGGUUGCAGCAUUGCAUUAAUUUCUCCUAGUGACAAAACAAAGUUUGUCUCCCUAUGCAAAUCAAUGUCAAAGGAAAGCUUUCAGAGGUUUCCUUUAGAUGAUAGCUACUUGCCUGGACUAAUGAAACGGUUAAGUCUUGCACGCCAAAUAGAUGAGCACAAGCGGAAAACCAAGCAGGAAAAUUCAAAGAAGAGCUGGCUUGAGCGUAAUGCUGAAUCUUUGGAGCUGACGGUGGAGGACAGUGGUAGUGAAGAAGACACAGUGCAUGCCCAUAAGCAGAAGAAGAUCAGUUCUCUUCAUUUAAAGAGACUGGAGCAGGCUCUGAAUGAUCUUUUAGCGCAGCCUCUGCAACCAAAAACAUUUUCAAGGCGCUAUUUUGCUGGGGCUGGCAUUUCCCUGCUUCAUCAGAAGCAGUUUGAAGAGAUAUCUAAAAUGAAAACAGCAGAAAAAUUGCAAUCCAAAGAUAAAAGGAGAGCAAAAUUUGUUGUAAUCGGUCAGAAUUCUGUUGAACCACUUGAAGCUCUUCGGUGUUCUGGGCAAGAGGUUUCAUUUAAUCCAGAUAGAGCUAGGGAAAAUCGAAAAACAGCAGUCGACUUGAAAAGAAAACGUCGUGAGGAAAAGAAGAGAGCACGUGAUCAACGAAAAAACGAAAAGAAAAGGCGGAAAGGAGAAAGCGCAUAGAGAUACUGUGCUUUGCAAUGCGUAGAAUGUACUUCUGCCAGCAUAUGCUCAAUGAGAGGAGGAAGAAAAGCAACAAGAUUGUUAUUGGUUCUCACGUCUCUAAGAUGUUAAAUUUUUUCUGGGGUGGUGAAAAUUUUUUUCUUCUUAUCUUACAUCAAUGUAAAUUUGUGAUGCUUUGAGUAUAGGGAGCAUCGUUUAGUAAGUUAAUUAUGUUCCAGAGGCAGCUUGUAUCUGUACGCUUGUCAUUUGCUUGCAAAAUUAUUGUGUAAAAAUCUGUUGUACAAUUAGAAGCAGACACAAUUUGCUUCCACAGUUUGUUAAAACACGCACAGUUUGUUAGAGGAUUCUUUCUAAUGAGAAAACAAACAUCUCACUGUUUCUGUUA